Solenopsis invicta (red fire ant) is the source of this 23572-nucleotide messenger RNA. Its product is annotated as frequenin-1. Gene Ontology annotation, molecular function: calcium ion binding; calcium sensitive guanylate cyclase activator activity. The transcript has 7 exons. The record is from RefSeq and is a predicted model, not a curated record. The coding region runs from base 4009 to 4572 and encodes 187 amino acids. Lineage: Eukaryota; Metazoa; Arthropoda; Insecta; Hymenoptera; Formicidae.
CGUGAUGGGGUGAACCGCGUUGGUGAACGCCGGGAACCAAUCGGUUAUACGCGGGCUGGGGUUCGCCAGCUUCCCAAGCGCAGCGUCUAUCCAUGUUAAAUCGUGUCAAGUUGCGUGUGACAGAGCCAAUUUCGCGCAAUCGUGCGAUCGCUCCGCCACGCAAUCGCGCGGCGAAUCGAUACGGUUCGAAUAACUGGGAUGCCGAUUCGCGUGGACGAGGGCUUCGAUCGAGCGGAGCGUAUCGCUAAGUUAAUUAUCGGAACGCGAUAUCCCGACUGUAUCUUGAUCAAACUGUCCAGCAGCUAAUCUCCGCCAGUGAUGGUCCCUGUUGAUAGCGAGCACGUUUCGCAAAUAACGUGCAAGAUUCCCGCCCGCCAGCUGAUGGUUUCCCCCGCGCGCUGUCUUCAUUCAGAGCGCCCGCGAUGGCGUUCUCCACGGUCUAUCUAUCGACGUUUUGUGCGAAAGUUGCGCGUGUUGCUGGUGAUACAUGACGAUAAUACCCUUUAUCUUCGCGCUAUCGACUGUCACGAUCGAAAGCUACGGAGACACGGCGCUCUAGUGCACCCCGGAGAGCUGCUCUCUCUCUCUCUCUCUCUCUCUCUCUCUCUCUCUCUCUUGUCGAUAUCCGGUCUGUUUUAUGAAUGGGCUACGCUACUGCGUCAGGAGAGGGUCUCCCGAUAAUCAGGCUUCCGUGGCCUUUCAGCGCAAACGUUCUCCAGAGGAUUUUCGAGUCGGAGAACGGGAAAUUGCUACCGUAUUUCCUCAUUUUGUCGCUUUCGUUCGUCCUUCACGCGUUUCUCAAAUUUUUCUUUCGACAUCGAUCAGCUCGACUAAUUUAUAAUGUAAUAAUAAGCGUGAAAACGCAUAUCCUCUUCAAGAAACAUACGAGAUGUACAGCGCGAGGUCAAGGGUGCAGCACGACCUCGACCAGAAGUUAAUUGUUCGGCAAGGAUCUCUCUCCCCCCCCCCCUCUCGUCGUGGCCUUCCUCGAAUUUCGCAGGGUUGUCCGCUGCUGCCGUCGCGCGUCUCUCAUGUAGAUCGACUUCCGCAAUUUUGUUCGCGCGACACAACGCACGAACAACGCAUGAAUCAAAAUCCCCCCGGUAUCAGGCGCGCUUAACCGAACUUCGCGGGGACGCGACGCGACACUACGCGCCAUCGCGCGACCGCGACGUGACGUGAAUUCGCCAUGAGCCCGACUGAUCCGCAUGCGGAUUCGCGGAUUCUCCCUGAGAGUGAGAUCUCGCUCGGUUCCUCUUCGUUCGCUUUGUCUUCUGCCGUGCUGCGUUCAGAAGCGAGUGAGCUCUUCAUAUUAGGGAAAACGGGAAGAAGAGAGAGAGAGAGGGGAGGGGGAGAGGAGAGAGGGAGGGAAGGAAGGAGGCAACUUUGUCGUAACUUCAUCCCACGAUCCGCUCUUUCUCUCCGUGGAGACUGCGCGUCCUGUUCCAUUGUUAUUCCGUUUCAAGUUUUUACCAAGUUCCGACGACGGCGGACGGGUUCUCGUUUCGAAUCAGGCUCACGGCGUGUCGCGGACCGUAUUUUUCUAUCUUCACUUAAUCUUCGACGAAUUGGAGGCUGUGCCUUUUUAGCCGAGAAUUUUCGUUGUCUUCAAUCGCGACUCAAUUAAUCCGCUUGGACGCUACAAAGAGAUUGGGAUAGAUAUAGAAAGCACGGGAAAGGACGCGAUUCAUUAUUCACUGACACCAAUGACGUCCCGAUAAAUACGCUGAUAUAACCGAGCUCGCGUUUCUUCUGUCAUAUAAUCAAUUCGCGCAUCUCUAGAAUGAUUACCUCAAUACUCUUUUUUAACGACAAUUUAUUAUUUCCCUCGAUCGUUCUUUACCGCUCUACUAUAUUAAGAGAGAUAAUCAAAGAAAAAUUAAAGGCCACAAACGAGCAAAGUGUUAUUUUUGAUGAUAAAAUUUAUUUUCGCUUAAUCAUAUACCGUACGUUUCUACUUACUCAGUCUUCUUCAGCAGCAUUAAUAAAUAAUGUUAAAAUUAAAUAAAUCAAGACGUGCACAUUCAAAUAAAUACAAAUGUAAUUGUAAAUUUGAUAAUCUAUCAGACUCACUUAAUUUCACGCUAUGUUGCAGAUAUUUAAAAAAAAUCAAAUUAAAUUUUUUAUAAUAAAUAAAACUGAUAGUGACAAAUACAAGUAAAAAAAGAUAAGCUUUUUUCGACCAAAAAACCUUCAUGCCUAAUAUUAUAUGUCUAAAUUUAUGAACAUUUUCUAAUUUUGUAAAGCGUAUGUCAACAAUUUUGUUGGUUUUAAGAACGGCAAUCUCACUAAUAUGUUUUUUUUUAAAUAAAAAAUUGAAUUUUUUAAUUAAACUGCAGAUUCAUAUUUUCUUAUAAUUUUGUUUUUUGUGAGUAGUUAUAAAACCUAGUAGUAAUAAUAAACUGAGGUAAAAAGUGAAGAAAGAGAAACAUUGUAAUAAAAGUUAUCGUUUCGGAGUAACAAACGGCUUGAUAUAUAUUCUUUCACGGCAUCCGGAAAACGAUAGGAUUAAAGGCGUUCGUCGUAGCGGAACAAGCGAAUCGCGACAGCGAGAGCUAAGGAAAUACAUUUAGUGGAAAUUCCGUUUAAUCCCGGGAUAAGGUUGGAGAUACCGUAACGCCGUUGGCCUUUAAAGCCCUGCACAUAAUGGCCUAGAAGGGAUUGGCUAACGCAAGUUCUGAACGUAGCUUGUAUCGGUCGUCCGGUCUUACGACCUUUGAAACUUUAAUAUGCUCGACAUCUGAAGUAACAUUGUACCUUUGCGUAUGACAUUCAUUUUGCAUUAAACUCUCGAAAGACGGAAAUACGUCUCCGUUACGGGUCAUCGGUAUUCGUUUAAUCUUCAAUUGGGGAACAAAUUUCUCUAUUACGUAAUCGCUUUGAUGAACUCCUGCAACGUUUUCCAGCCUCUUCUCCGAGUUGGUCUUAAUUUCCCGAUACGAUCUUCGCGAAUUGAAGCUCGUCGGCGCCCUUCAAAACUUCACUUCCGAAGAGACCAAGCGAUGCGAUUAAUGAUCCCGCGAAGCUUAUCGCGCCGGAAAAUUGUCCCCCGCUUACCUCGACACCCGCCCAUAAUUCGCGGUUCGAACGCGCUUAAGUUUCUAAUUUCUAAUACUAAUUUCCGCGCUGACGCUGCAGAACAGUUGCGCCCGUCGAGUGCGAAAGAAAAAUGGGAAGCUGCGAUCCCGAAACUGAUUCACGGGAGAGCUCGCGUCCUCAUUAAAAUUCCCUCCUGUCUUCUCCGCAGAAAAAGCAAUAUCAUCGAAAGAAAAGUCUACGUGGGAGGCAUAUCAAAGAAUCGACCCCGUUAGCAGGACGACGCGAGUGAUGCUGAGUAGCCCGUGUCGUAAUUAAAUCGAUUAAGUACACUUCCCAUCCUGCCCGUCCGCACAUCUCGAGCAAAUUAAAUCAAACUGUAUCGCUCGCGAUUCGGCACCGCCGUGCCCUCGACGCAAAUUUAUCGGCAAACUCGGACGCGCUAUUCUCUGGUGAGAAGAAAAAGUUUCCGCCGUUCUGCAAAACACUCACCGCCUUCGGAUUGAAUUCACCGGCGAACUUGUCGAGGCGAAGAGUACCGGUUUGGCGAGGGCUCAACGAGGGGGAGGAGGAGGAGGAAAUUGCGGCACGGGCGAGGAAACUUAUCGAGUGGAAUUCGAUAGAGAGUACCUCCGCGGCCGCCACGAAACAGGAGAAGUCAAGGAACUUCUGGGCGGGGUAGACGCGAGAGAGGUCUCGCGCCUCGAGAAAUUUAUCGUCCAGCAAAUCCAUCCUGUCUUCGUGAAGCAGCGCGAAAGCGUCGUCUCUUAUCCCGGUGCGCCCGUCGGAACGCGAACGCCGUUCCUCGGUCUGUCGACUGCAAUUUAGCGAGAUCGGGAGAUGCGAGGUGGACGGUGAGAAUCCGCUACGAAAGAGAUCCAGCGGUAGAAGCGGAGUCCUCGAGUCCUCUCGGCGAGAGGAGAUCGGUGUAACUUGCACACGUUAAACCCGCUUCGUCUCCAGGCUACGAGGAUGGGCAAGAAAAACAGCAAGCUCAAGCAGGAUACCAUCGAUCGUCUCACCACCGACACGUACUUUACCGAGAAGGAGAUUCGUCAAUGGCACAAAGGAUUCCUAAAGGAUUGCCCCGAUGGAUUGCUGACAGAACAGGGCUUCAUAAAGAUCUACAAGCAGUUCUUCCCUCAGGGUGACCCGUCAAAGUUUGCCUCCCUCGUCUUCAGAGUCUUCGACGAGAAUGCCGACGGCACGAUAGAGUUCGAGGAGUUCAUAAGAGCGCUCUCGGUGACGUCGCGCGGCAACCUGGACGAAAAGCUUCACUGGGCCUUUCGUUUGUAUGACGUGGACAAUGACGGCUUCAUCACAAGGGACGAGAUGUACAAUAUAGUCGACGCGAUAUAUCAGAUGGUUGGACAGCAGCCGCAAGCCGAGGACGAGAACACUCCACAGAAAAGGGUCGACAAAAUCUUCGACCAGAUGGACAAAAACCACGACGACAAGCUCACGCUCGAGGAAUUCCGGGAGGGUAGCAAGGCCGACCCGAGGAUCGUCCAGGCGCUCUCGCUGGGUGGCGAGUAACCCCAAUUUUCAUCACAGGCGGCACACGAUCCUUCGAAAACGGGAGUCUCCACGUCGUCAUUAUCGUAAUUAUGUGUGACGUCGAGCUGGGCGAGCCGCUCGUCUCGAUAAUCGGCCGACGAGAAAAGACCUUGGGAGAAAAGGCAAGUCCACAUCCGCGCGGUUUGGCAUGCACGUGUGAAUAAAAUAGGCAAUAACGUGAACGAGGAGCGAGGCGUCGGUGAUGUUGAGAUUUGCGAAUAUUUUUGAAGAGAUCUUUCUCUCGUGUCGAAGAGCUAGUCCACCACUUCUUUUCUACUCUCUCACUCUAUACUGAUCUCUUUCUCUCUACACUGUACGUAUCUCUCGCUCUUUCGGAGAAGAUCGGUUCUCGUUCCCCGUUGGUGAAUCGAUCCCUCCGUCUUCGUUUACGAUCCGAUUUCGAGAAUCUCGAUGCUAAUGUAACAGUAGAUGUCUAGCAGUUCGAGCAGUCGUAGCUUUCAAGGAGACUGGACACGUGGCGAAUUACAUUUUUAGCUAGAGAGCAUGCAGGACUUGGACUACGAAUAAAUUGUUAUAGUGCGAACAAUGAAGACAUACGAAUCACGGAAGGGAGCAUCCCCGUUCGGGGCGGGUUCCCUCGAAAGCAGUUUCCUUUGUCGCAUUGCUCCUCCUCUGCGGCUCCAUUAUUCCGUUGGCAAAGUAACGUCACGAUAAUACGGGUAACGAGUAAAAUUCGAAUACACUCGACGCGAGCACGCCGCUCGGAAUUUCAACAAGGCUCGCCGCGGCUAUUUCCGAUUAUUGCAAGCGCGCAGCCUCACAUUAGGGAAAAAGGAAAGAAGAGCGGAAAAGAGAACGGUAGCGAGGGCGGGUAGCGGAGAGAAAUUGCCGCAGGGAAAAGCAUUCAAAUGUGGACAGCUGAUCGCGUAUUGUGCGACUUUGUGCGUAGCGAACGCGACCGCAAACAAAAUAAGGGGACACAAUGAGCCCGUGGAUAUUUCAAUAACGUCGAGCGGAAGAGUCCAGAGAAACAUGUAAAUUUUGCGACAAUGAAUAGCGCAGUGGUAAUUCGACUUGUUUUAUUUUUCCUCUUUCUUUUUAUAUACAUCGCGCGCGCGUUCUAUUGAAAAGGACCCCGCGCAAUCCUUGUAGAAAUUGGAUUUCGGUGUAAUUGGCUGAAAAUUUCGUAUGUUGUGUUUGAUAUCUUGUCACCAAUGAUGAACAGUCUCUACGACCGCCAAUAAGUGACCAUUUGACCUCGGCGAGACGCCAUUUGUCAAGUAUCUAAGAUCACAAUAUUUUACUUUCAACGGGUCCUACACGAUCAAUAAUUCCGAUCAGUAAUAUCGACAGUGUGCAUCAAUAUUUUUACAACCUAAGAUUAUUUCUACGAUUAUGUCAUUCAUUGUCUAACUAUGAGCUGACGAAAAUAUUGACGCGUCCUCUUUACACAGUCGAUGAAUUACUGUCAAUAUCCCUACCACACUGUGAUACUGAUGCUCGAGAAUCAAGAAAUUUGGAACACUGUCAAUAUUCAAAAUCAAUCUAUCAAUAUUAACCAUACGGGAUCAAUAAUAUUAUCAGUAUUGAUUGGUACUCUGAUAGUAUUAUUGACCGUAAGAUGCACGCCUACUUAAUUAAUUCAAGAAUUAUUUUUAUGAUUAAUCUUGUUAAUGACGCAUUAUCUAGUGUACAGAAGCAAUAAUCUACACUUUGAUUAGUUCGAAUUGUCGUCUAUUAAAUUCUUAACCUCAUUAUCAGACAUACAUUCAGUUAGUUACAGUGUUCUUGCGCGUUACACGUUCCUUCCACGGUUACGCAUUGGCGCGAUAUUUAUUAUAAUAAUUCAGAGAGCGAUUUCAGAGAAUUAAGCCACUCAACCCAACGUCCUACAAACACAUCUGAAAAUAGCAUAUUCUAGAUCCUGAAUUAAUUGACAUGAGACAACAACGUUCAUUACAAUAUUGACUUAAGACGCGUUUCACUUAACGCUCGCAACGUUCGCGAGCAUUAUUUGUCCUUGUUUAAUAUUCAAUAAGGAUAAAAUAAUUCCAAGAACGUUGAGAGCAUUAAGUGAAACGCGUCCUUAUAUCAACGUCGUCUUUAUAGUUUUUUGUUUAAAAAUAUAGCCAGUAAAAACUUUUUUAAUAUGUAAAUAAUAAAAUAGGAAUGCAUCGUUGAAAAUAAGAUAUUAAACACUUUUGAGAGAUAGCGUCUCGUAGAAAUCAAAUAUUGGGAGGAGCGCUCACGGAGAGACUUUUAUCAGGAUGUACAAUAUAUCAGAUUUUCAGCCAAUUCCACCGAAAUCCAAUUUCCAUAAGGAUUGCGCGGAGUUCCUUCCUCGUCAUUUCGAAUUCAAUCGUCGAAUCGUGAAUAUUAACGCGGACUUUCAUGUAACGCUACUUUAUGUAACGCUUAUAUCUACCCAGUAGCACUGCACGGGAUUAUUCAUUUUCAAAUGUCAAAAAGCGUCGAGGAAUAACGAGCAUUGCGUGCCGCUGACAAAAUUGCCGCGAUCAGUCGAUUUGACGCUGGCGUCAUUUGCGCGCGAUUUCUUAACAAAUCGCCGUAUCAGCUUCCCGCGUUGCCUAAUACGCGGCAUUAGAACGGCAUGCGCAAAAAUUCGGAGAUACGGAGACGGUGACUAAGCAAAAAGGGGGAAGAUGAAUAAUGGCAAUCUGCUUUCCGAUAUUAAUGAGCGUUUUACGUCACUUACACGACGAGGUGGUCGCCGGUGUUCAAUUCGCCAGCUGCGGCACGCGUAUUAUCAAUGGAAUAUUUGCCGGGUUAUGGAAUCGGAGAAAAAAAAAGCGCGAGGGGAUAAAUUCAAUAGUGAAUGUGAAGUGUAAUUAUACGUCGCUUAUAUAUCUUAAUUAUAGUAGGAAAAGUUGCGCUAAUAUUGGUUUCGUGGCUCUCAUAAUGAUAUUCAUCAGGAGCUACGCAAACAGAAUUAUACGAGAAAACGGUACCAAUGAAAUUAAUGGAUGAUCUUAUUAAAUGCGAGUACCGCGUUUAUAAUAGCGGCCGAUCGUCGAAUAUUAAUGAGCAAAGUUGCAUCUGCCUCGUGGAUCUCUUGUAUUGUUAUUCUCUUGGGUCCACUUUUUAAUCACAAUCUCUUCAAUCGCAGUCAUCGACGUUCUUGAUGCUCCACUUUCCAACUUCAACGACCUAAAUCUUCAUAUUCAAGAUGACUCGAGUGGAAUAAAGCUAACGAUCGAUAAAGAAAAGAGUGCCCGGCGUCAUUUGGAACAAGUAUUUUUACCUGAAAUAUAAAAUCACGAGAAAAAAAGAGACGAGGCAGAAAGAGCACGGUAAUCUGCAUUCUUCGCACAAUGGCGAUCAAUUAAUCAUCAUCGCGACGUGUCUCCGUCGAAUAUUAAACCGAAGUCAAAGACAGGAGAAACGGAAGGGAGAGAAAUAUCAGGUUGAAAUAAAGCGUCAAGGGUGAUUAAGUUGAAAGAGAGGACGCGGCUCGUCAUCUCGGGGGCGGUCCGUCUCCGCGACGGAAGCGGUUAAGACGAACGUGGAAACGAUUCGACGUCGAAAGUUGGUAAGCAACUUGUAAUUUUCCGUAAUCGCGCGAUGUGUAGAGGAGACAAUAAAGCGACGCGAGAGUAGCGAAACGCGAUAACGACUUGCAUUUAGUUGGCAAGCGCGACGUGACAUUAUUGGUACACGGAUUUAUCGGAAUUUCGGAUCUCUCUCCCAUUCUCCGAUAUUAAGGAGAGAGCGUCAGAUGGUCGCCGGAUAAGAGCGGGGAGGGGGAGAGGGAAAUCUAACGUGACAGAGCGAGAGCGCCAAGGACGAUUAAAGGGAGUUAGGCGCGGGUGGAAGUGGAUAGAGACGCGCCACGUCUCUCAUCGAUCGAUCCGUUAUAACGUUCUGCAUUCCGCGGAAAUCGGGAUACGGAUGCGGUCGGGAGCUCACGGGCGGUGGAACAAAGAGAACGGGCCAGACAAAAGUGCGAGAAUCGCGCGAGAAAGAAGGAGGAGAGACGUGAAAAGCAAGCGUGGGCGAGGGUGCGCGACCGGCUAUGCCGAUGGCAUUUCUUAUAGGUGCGGAAUCGCGCGAGAAUGAAUUCCUCUUGACAAUGAGGAGAUCCGAGAGGGAAGGGGGGAGAGGUGGGUGGCACGGUGAUAAAUCUUGCCGCGGUUCGUGACUCCGCGCUCGCGGAGAUCCAUUUAAAGAAUAAACCGACGUUUACACGCAAGAGGGAGAGAGAGAAAGAGAGGGACAGAGGGCAGUUGUUGCCGUGGAAAUUGGGAAAAUAUUUUGUGGAGGCAUACGUGCGCUCGGACAGAAAUAGCGGCAAGUAAAAUAAACCCCGAAAGAAUCACCAGACGACUUAUGAAAAAUGCAUAGGCACUUGGUCCGGUGCAGACCAUGCAAUAUGUAACACGGUUACCGCCGAAACUGCAUGACGACGCUCUCUGGCUUACGCUCUCGCGCGUAAAAAUGAGGUUUCGGGUAGCGAAGUUACCAUCACGAGACAACGAUCCGCUAAGUCUCUAUUUUCUUUUCCAUAACGUGCGCGGCUACUAUCAUUCGAUUUUACGUACACCGAAAAGAAAAUUUGAUAAUAAUAAUUAAUCCUAGAUGACAGUUACUAAGCUUUGAUGAAAUAUGUAAUUAUAAUUAAACAUUCAGUUAAAAUAACUAAAUAUUUAGCAAUAUUUAGUAACCGUUUAGUAAUUAUAUUUAGUAAUAUUUAAUAAUAUUUAGUAAUUACAUUAUAUUAUACCAAUUGGUCACUAUUAAUAUAAUUACUAAAUAUUAGUAAAUAUUUAAUUACUUUAAUCAAACAUUUAAUUGAAAUUAUUUUAUCAAAGCUUCAUUAUUAUUACACUUUUUUUCAGUGUAUAAUGCGGCGAGGAAUGAGAGACGGGCGGAGUAAUUAAAAUUGCGAAAGCACAAAAACGGAAAAUUAACCCUGGUAGCACAAAAAGAUAGUUUCAAUUAUGUUGCAGACAUAUUCUACAGCUCAAUUGUAUAUCAUCACAUUUGUAAUGUCUCUGAGACCAUCUUUUCUUGGAACGUUGCAAUUGCAAUAUUUCUGCAGCCAUCAUGAUUGAAAACUUAAAGAUUAAAAUAUAAAAAAAAAAUCUUAAAACCUUAAAAAGAUUUGAAAUCUUUCUGCAAUGUAUUUCGCAACAUUACAAAAAAACAUGCAAAGAUUCUGAGAUCAAUAACUGCGCGCGCCUUGCUGAGAAGUGUUCACUGAAAAUGUACAUGUCAGCUCGUGCACAGCCGUCGCUCUUAACGUUGAAUCUGAGAUGGAAGAGCAUUUGUCUUAAAAAAAAGAGACACAUAAUAUUUAUAAUUAAUAUAUAAAAUUAUUUUAAAACAAAUCACAUGAAAAAUUAUUUCUUGCUUGUUAUUUCUGAUUUAAAAAAUCACAAACGUGGUUGCAAUAAAAAAAAUGCACAUAUUAGAUUUAUUUUCCGAAUAGAGAAGAUACGUAUGUAUAUUCUUACUAUCACGAUGACAUCCUAUUCUUUUAUUAGAAAUAACAUCGAUACUUUAUGUGAUUUGAAUUCAUAUUUUUAUAUGUUAAAUAUGCACACAUCUUUUACAAAUGUGUUGCAAAUGGAGUCAAAGAGAAUUACAGUGAUCUCACUAAAUCCAAAUGUAACAUUUUGUAAUAUUUUUGUAAUAUGUCUUGAGAAUUGAAGCAAUUUUGACACUGAUUAACAAUCUUGUAAGAAUAUCUUAGAGACAUUACGGAACGUAAAAGUUUCAAUGUUAUAUCUCUGUAAAAACCUUUCUGUGCUAUCAGGGAAGUUAUCCAGUCGGUAAAAACAAAUGAAAUGAAUAAGAACGCAAUCACGUUGAUGAGUGAAUUUUAAACCGACUUUACGAAACGUGUGCUUGCGGAAUUCCGCUGCCAAAGAAGAAUUAAAUGUUUUAACGUAAAGAUAAAAAAAAAGAUAAGUUUGCCAAGUUGAAUAAAGAAAAGACGCCUUUUGGAAGGCUGGAAUUCACGGUGUGCCAUUGAAUUUUCAAAGCAGCGUCGUAUCUUUUUCCAUCGCUAUAUCUAUUCUCCAAUUGGGUGGCUGUAAAGCGAAAGAAGAUACGAGUUCCAACCUACAUAGGAAUGAGACUCUGUACGAGAAAAACGUCGCGUAACCAGCAAAAAUUCACAAGCUCGGGAAUGCCUCUAGAGACGUAAAUGCGAGAUGCGUUGCAAAGCGCGUGUUAUUGCUCUAAAUAACGCGCGCGUAUUCAUAUGUGCUCGCAAAAAGAUAAAAAAAUUUCACGCACCUGAGAUAGCGCCUGGAACUAGAGCGCAGAAAUAGACUCCACGAGCAUAAUUGAACGGACUGGUCCGGCAUAAUAGACAAAUAUUAAUUUUUCGCAAAAAUGUACUCGUCGCAUCGCAAGUCCGCAAAAUAAAUCGCUGCUUAAAACAGUAAAACUCCACUAUUAUCUCGCGUGAUUUAAGAACCGCGUAUUCAUUUCGCGCGUAGGUGUCAAACGUGUGUGGAACAAUAAAAUGAAAUACCAUGAAUCACCCCGACUUGUUCGCUUUUGCUCGAUACACUGAAAAAAAGUCUGAUAAUAACGAUCGAGUCUAGAUGAAAGCUACUAAAGCUUUGGUGAAGUAAUUUCAAUCAAAUGUUCAGUCAGUCUAAUCAAAAUAGUAAUUAUCAUCAAAUGGUCCGGUUAUUACAAACAAAAUUGUACUAUAUGUUAAAUUCGUAAUAUAUGUCGAAAUGUAUCCAUUUGAGUUAUUUUGAAAUUCUGCAUUGUUAUUGCUGUUACUUAAUGUACCGUUAAUUUAAUUAAAACAAUGGAGUUGAACAAUUUAACUUAAGAAAUAUAUUAAAUAUGACUCAAAUUUAGUUUAUUACUUAUUGUGUAUACUAAUAUGAGUUUACUUUAACAUUAAGCAAUUAACUAUAGAAAUAAGUUUUUUCAAUCAAAUGUUUUGUGUUAAAAUAAUAAAUUCGACACAAAUGAAAUUAGAAAUAACAAAAAAGUCAAUAUUUAACUCAAAAAAUUGAUUUAAAUUUGAUCUUUUGACAUUUAACAGUGUAAUGAAUAUGAACAAACGAUUGGUCAUUAUAAUUAUAUUUUAUAAUAUUUAUCAAACAAAAUACAUUUGGUAUCAGACUUUUUUUUACAAUACUCGCACACAUUUCGUAUUGCGCUAUUAAUUCUUUUUUCAGAGUUACGCGAAUCUGCAUACAAUCACUCGCGCGCACAGAGAAUCCCGAAUAGUUCGCCUAACAUUCGCAUUGCGAUAAACACCAUCUUGCUCCGCGCAUAGCAACCUCCUUCCCGCCCCGGCGAGAACAAAAUAGCGAACUAUAUCGAAAUUCUUCGCGAGAUUUAUCGCGCGAUUCGACGCAGACAUUUUUCCGAACGCUCGACGAAUUUCAAUCGUAAAAGCUGAGCGUGUAAAAGUUUAGUACUUAACACUUUGUGCACACGAUGCUUUUAAACACCUUCUCCAUGAACGAUUAGGUCAUUCGCGUUUGAGUUAAUUUUCAUUAACUCUUUUACAGGUAUAAUGAUAGAUAUGGAUGAUAAAAAUAUAUGUCGAGUUAAACAGACUUGAAUAAAAACAACAUACGUUCAAAAAAACCGUCGUGCACACGAUUGUGAGUACAAGAAACGAUUGUACACACACAUGCACGCAUGUGUUGUUACAUAAAUUAAUUAAUUAUACAUAAGUGAAAGAUAGGUUACUCACUCCUCGCCGCCUCCAAUGGUCGCCCGACAUCACCCAGGCCAGCUCCUCCUCUCGGAAUCCUACGUGGAUGCUUGAGCUGCUUCCCCAUGGCACUCUCGCACACAUACACACACAUACACGCGCGCGCGCGCGCGCGCUAAUUAGCGAAACGCAACGAAUACAGGAACUAAUCACGCGGACCGAUAAUUCCCAAUUAAACGUGUCACGAUUUAGGACCGCCUCGUUCUCGUCGCGCCUCUACGACGUUUCGUUGGUCAUCGUCGAAAAUUUCGAUGGGAACAACAACCGUACUCUGGUUUACCGCGCGCGGCACGCUAGGGUUAGGAACGCCGAAUCGAAGAAUACCGGUCGUCGCCUGCUUUCCGUGCACACGCUAUUUAGCGCGAACGCGCGUCUUUAUGAAUUACUAAUCAAACGAGUGUUUUGUUCAAACGCGUCUGUGUAAACAGACCAAAGAUUAAGAUUCCUUUCUGCGCGCGUUGAACGAGCGGCAAUGCGUGCGUGAAAAGUAGGUUAACUGUACGACGCGCCGCGACGCGACGUGACGAUUCGUUCGAAAAUACAGAGAAGCGGAGGAGAGUAAUACAGGAUUCAGUACUCGGCACAAUAUUAACACAAUUUUCGAUCGCGCGAAUUCCGCGAAACGCACGUUUUACUAAUAAAAAAUCAAUCGCGACUUGCUGUUAAUACUCGAGUAUAUGCGCGACUCGCGACACGCCUCGCGCUUUUUAACGAUCUGAAGUUGGCGGACGAACUGCGAGUGCUUCAAUCGAUGCGCGCCGUGCGCGGUAAAAAGUUCAAAUGUUCAAAUCGUUCAAUGCGAUGUAUCUUACGUACGUAUAAGCACGUAAUAAUUAUAUGCUUUAAAUCAACUUGGUUAAUAAGAAAAUUGAUAAGGAUAUGUAUUGUAAUUACGGAGAUCUUUGGUCACAACCGAAGAUUAGCAACAGUCGGUUGUGAAAAUUCUUCAGUGAUUCUUACAUAUGAUUUAAUAUCUCUGGAAAGUAUUUAUAUAGUUAAUUGAAAAAAUAAUUAUAUAUCAGUCUCAUAACUAAUAGCCAAAAUUAGAGAAAUGUACGUUAUCAUAUAAAAUUUCAUAACUUUGAAUAAAAAAUGAUUUAAGAAGAAAUACUUUCAUACUUAAAAAUUGGCAUUCCAAACUGUUAUAAAAAAAAAAAAUUUAUGUGUACAGUUGUUCAAAAAGUUGAGUUAUAUAGUGAUCUGAAUGAUGUAUUUUAAUAUACACGAAUGGACAUAAAUUGAAGAUAUAUUAUAUUUACAUUUUAAAUAAUGUUUUUUUCAACAAAUGUAUGUAGCGUUAAAAAUAUUGAAACUAAUUAUAAGAAAUAUUUUUCAAUAUUAUUGAUUACAUUCAACAAAAAUAUGAUAGCGAUGUUCCUCGCAUUUUAACUCGAAAUAUUAUCGUGUAAAUUUUGAUUUUUUUUUUAAUACCUCGUGAUUCUUUCAAUAUAAAUGAGAAUUAGAGUUUGAAAAUAAAGAAAAAGUAAAAAUUUACAAAUAUAAAACAAUCACAUUCUAUAUACAAUAGGGCCAUUUAUAAUUCAAGACAAUUUUCUACAAAUUUUUUGAAAAGCACGAAACCGGCUGGCAACGCACAAAGCUUUUUUCCCUAUAUCGUUAAAAAUACGCAGCAAAAUUUAAUAUAGCGUAACAAAAGCAAAUUUUAAACAUUAAAAAACUUAAUGUCGUCAAAAGUGCACCAAAUUCCUUGCACAUAUUUUUCAGUAAACAAAUACUUUAAAUUUAAUCUACUUGCAAAAUUUAAAAAUACGCUAAAUUUCAUGACCUUUUUAACAGUGUAGAAUAGUGUAUCAAAUUUUUUCAAAGAAAGGUUAAAGACCGCUAUUCGUCUGUAAUAUUUCAAAGAAAAGAAAUGCGCCAGGUCACUCGUGUCGAAUCGUGUUUACAAAAUGUUAAAAUUACUGAAUUACAGAAACGCGCCGCCGCACCAUCCAUACUUCUGCAAUUUUUAUCUAUCGCGUGUCACCAGCGCCCACGUGUCGUCCCAUCUAUCCCCGUCGCGUUGCCAAAUUUGUAACAUCCGACGUCACAGGCAUCUGCAUUUCAUCUCGUCUUUUCUUAAUUUUUCAACCGUGCGAAACUUGCCAUCGCGUCGCGUCGCGUCGGCUCGCCAUAAAUUCACGGCGCGUGUGCUUGCACCUUCAACAUCCGCGUCCUUUCCACCCCUUUCCACUUUACCACCGUCCCUUCUCACGUGGCAAGAAUUUCAGUGACCGACCGUGUGGAUAAGUUUAUUUCCGAAUAAAACUUGAACGAUGGCCAAGCAGGCGCCUCCGGUUCUUCAGGCGGUCGACUCGCAAAACUCAUUUUCCUCGGUUGCUCGACGACGAACGUUUUUCACUUCCCAUUCCGUCGUUAAUUUCGCCGCCCGACUAGCUGCAGAUUUCCCCGCGAAUAAAAAUUUACAGCCGGCUGAAAUUUACGCUAUUUUUCAUCGCACCCUUUACUUUCCACACGUUUCCAUUCGUCGGAAAACCAUCGAACACAUUUUUCGCCGCCCUGCCACCGCGGGCACAUUUCUCUUUUCACGCUUGCCUUACUUCCUCCCCCCCCCCCACUCUCUCUCUCUUUCUCUCUUUCUCCUGUUUCACUCCCGUUUCUUUAUUGAGGGAGAUGCGCUGGUGAACGCGCAUACAAACGUGCAGCAAUGUGGUUAACGAUUCCAGUUUCGCAGCGAAGUAAAAUCGCACAGCGAUAACAACGGCGAAGCGAAUUCCGGGAUAAAUGUUUGCAUACUGCAAUACAUCAGCAGCCAAGAGCGACGAUUAAUUACACCCAUGAUAAACUCGAAAGCCAUUACGCCCUCGGCGCAUUGUGCUUGUACGCUCGUAGCGCAGCUCGACAACGCGCUUCAAAGACAUUCAAGAAUUCGCGUGUACGCGACGCUUAUUAUCCCUUUCAGGAGUCCGACGAUGCACGUCGGCACUUUCAUUUAUAUUAUGAUUUCAAAACGCGCCAUUCGGACAAGCAAAGCUGGGAUCGUGAAAUUUGCAUCCGGCCACGUACAUACAUACACCGCCGCGCCGCGCGCGACCUACUCAUAAACAAAUAUUAACCAUUCCUCUCAAACCGUUUGGUGAGUCAAUUCUCCUCGAGCGGACCCCGAGGUCGUAAUUAAUUGGCGGCGAAAGGACCGAUAUCCCGAAAUUCGUCGAUAGCGAGAUCCGACGCCCACCCAUGGCGUCGUCACGCCGGUGUGAUAUCAAUCACUCGUUACGGAUCGGUGCGCCCCAUUAUUUAGCCGCGUCAAAUAUUUAUUUACGAUGCCCGCAGAGUCAGGAAGACACGCGCGCGCACACACACACACACACACACACACACAUGCACACACGUACGCGUGCUGCUGCAUGCACUUCAGCGAAAUGGCGCGGACGUUUUCUCUGCACGCGUGACGGGCGUCGUGAAACGACACGAUAUUGGCAAACUUCCCGGCGACAAUUUUUUUUUCUUCCUUCGCCUCCCCUCUCGCCACCUUUCUUGUCCCUUUUUUUCGCCGCCCAUCGGCAUCUCUCGCCGAGAUCAAAUCGGAUUAGCGCCACGCCGAGGAGAGAUGAUACUGGCAAAUAACGUUUCUCCGAGAGGCGCGCAGCGUUAACGUUAUUACCUGCAAUCCAUUUUCUCCUAGGAAGCGCGCGAGCUCACCGCGACUAUUGGUCGCGAUUCUCGCGUUUACAUAAUUCGCAGGUCAGGGAUUAUGACGCAUCGCUUCAAGAGGGAUACUUUAUCAUGUCGCGAGAUACGGAUUUAAGCGCCAUCCUCGAAAACGUCAGCUAAUGCCGUCAAUCAUGAAGAAAUGGGAAGUUGUUAAGGGGAUGCUAAAGUCGUGAACAUAUUUUUAUCGACUGAACAACGACUUACAAUACACACGUACGAUUUACGAAAUAUCGAUACGUCACUAUAUCCCGCCGCAGCAAUAUUGCACGCAUGUAGAUGCGCAAAUUUUCAAGCACACUAAUCUUUCACGUUGAGUAUCCAAGCCAAAAAUUGAGAACGCAACGUUAUUUUAUCGUGUAACCCAAACCUCGGGCCAUUUCCAUUUUGUGCAAACAGACUGCAAAACUUUUAUAUGAAGCAAAUAUUGGCACACGUUGAUAGCUAUAAACGUCAUAUUAGGUCAAGAAUAGGUAAAACAAAUUUAAGUUUCUUAAUUUUUUUUGUCCUCUCUCGGCGUAAAGUCGACCUUUAAUUGAGAAAAAGGUUUUUUAAAUCUGUAAGUACAAUUAGAAAAAUAGUGUGCUGAAAGAAAUUCGCGUUUGAUCGGUGGAACAUGAUAAUUUUAGCAUCCCCUUAAAAGAGAGUUAAGAGCAAACGAUGCUUAACAAUGUUUUGCUUCUCUUUCAAUUGACGACGCAAUAAAGACGGGGAAAAUAAAAUUUGGUGAAACGCGGAAUCGCCGUUACGACAACAUCGACUUGUUGACAUGGAGCGUAAUUGCGAAGAGCAAUGGAGCUUCCGCGACAAUAAUAUUGCCGACGUUAAACUCGCGCCCGUCCCUCGAGGAUUUAUUUGUCAUGUUUGCGUCGAUCAGGAUUUAAGCAAGGACGCGAGCAGAUAGCCGCCGCUGGAACUUGGAGCGUCCUAUAAGGCUCUUAAGUUUAAGUCCCCGACAAGUUGCCCGCCCUUCCGUUCAAUCAUCCCGGUCGACUCGACUGCGAGAGAGUUUCGCGUUCUCUCGCAGAAGUUACUCUCGGGGCGAAGUGAAGCUGGCACGAACAAGCGGUAAUCGCUCGCGCGAGCUUAGCCGUUGCGUCGUCGGAUCGAUGCCGGGAGAAUAUUUCGACGUAACUCAUCCCCUCUCAAAAUAACGCUUACGUCUCAGUGGAGCGAGCGCGAUACGCGGAUGCAGGGAAUACCGGUACUCGGGGGUAAAGAGCAUUCAGAAUCCCGCUCCCGAUAUCCGUUCAAUUGAGAGAAUUGCUCCGCUAACUUUCGCGACGUUACGAACUUUACGACGGUGUCAGAGUUCCGCUCCACAUCGUGUGCACCAGCAUCGGGGAAAGGACCCUGCCAAGUGCCCGCGGCUGUCAAACUUCCCUCAAUAUUUGAACCCUAGUGUAAACAAAUAAAUUCCCACGUAGCGCCGCACAUACGAUCCUAAUGUCCCGAUACCCAUCGUUGCUUUUCACAUGUACGGUUUCUACCCUUCACCUGUCCACCCGAUAGAUACACGACCGCAAAUCGAUGUAACUAUCGUUCCCGUCUCUCCCUCUCUCUCUUCGCGGUACAAACCGGCGAAAGAUAAUAUUUAUAAACCCAAGGAAAAUAGUUUGUGCAAAAGCAACGAUAGCGAAGCUCGAAAAACAUUUCGAGCAACGACGCGUGGAGAGACGGAAAGUGUGCCGCUCGUGCACAACAGACCAUCUUGUCCGCUGACGAGACGCAAAGUCGCGCACAAAUGUUGGCGGGGCGCCACGUACGCGGUGGAAAGUGGAAAGCGAGCACGCAAGGAGGAGCGGCAGCUUUAACAUUUGAUUCUCGUAGUUGCGGCCCGCGAUGCCGCUCUAAUUGUCACGCGCACCCUGGCAUUUAAUCAACCUUGAAUGGCAAACAACAGCGAGAAUUCAUCCGCAAUGUUGGCGCACGCGAAUCGCCUCGAGAGAACGGGCGCGCACAGAGAGCCAGCUCCCCUAAUACGAAUAUAAAUAUUGGCGAGAAUCAACACGUGUCGCGCGCCUCUCAUUAAGAGGCGCUGCGCAGUCCUCGUUUAAAUAACGACCAUUUCAUGACGCGUAUUUUACGCCGGCGCGGCGUGCAAAUUUAUCCUACAACCCAGGGCCCUAUGUCGUCAAGAUUUAUUUGAGAAGCUUCGUCAUCGAACACGCAAAAAAAAACCCUCGUUUCUCGUUUCCCGCGCCUCGCUAUACGUUACGCUAGGGCGUCACAGCAUCCGUUUUACACGGCUGUGUUGAAAACUCUAUCUUUUUUUCAUCGCGAUUUAGUACGCGGUAUUCAGAUUAAUGCAAAUGUUACGUAUAUACCGUGAACGGCGAGUAGCCGAUUUCUCGGUAUAACAGAGAGUAAAUCAAAAUUAAUAAAGGUAAUUAUGAGAUUUCGUUUUGCGUGAGAAUUCUAAUAGGACGUCGCGUCCACAUUAAUCCUGGGGUAACGUAAUAAACGUGCGCGCGGCUCGAAUUGCGCAGCAGGAAAUAUCAAAGUCGUCCGGGAGUAUGUGUGUGUGUCCUUCAUCGUUCGUACACUGUAGACUCGUAUUCGAGAAAUAUAUUACUGUUAUACCAACCAUUGUAGCGCCAUAAAAAAAAAUGAGAAUAGCGUUUAGUGGAAAUAUCUUUAGAGAGAUUCCUUGUCACGGUCGCUUGGACUUCACUUGCGCAUUUUCAGUCUCUUACUUUGAAAGUUACUCGCACGGGGGAAAUUCCGGACGAAUCUCGUCGUCAGCUCGUUAUUUUUAUACUUGUACGUUACGCUAAGGUAAGGCUUUAAAAGCUCUCUCGACUUCACGUUACUAUCACUGUACUAAGACACUCUACAUUUUUGCUGGUAAAAGAAAAACACUCUACUCCACACGUUAAGACUUUAACGAUACUCUCGAUUACUCGUGUUACUCGCGUGCGUGCCCGCCUCGCGGAAACUUGUGGACGUUGCCCGAGCGAGCGGGCGUGAAACUAUCAUUUUGUAGCAUGCCUCGAACAUCGGAGCGAGAAACUGUACGACUUCACUUUGCGAUGAGCAGAGCGAUUUUUCCUAAGGGAAAAGGCAAGUGCAAACACGAACGCGCUAACGGCGCGCCCGCGCCAGUUCACUCCGACCUGUCCGUAAAAAACGGAUGCAAGCGCGUUUUAAAGUUCGCUCCGCGUACGCGGCCUGGAUAUCACUUGAACCUUAGCAAUAAUCGUGGAACACGAUCUAAUUUGUUAGAUCCGUGGCGCAGAUUUUUUUAAUUUGCCGUCGAGCGUUAAAAGCUGUGGUUGCACCAACCAUCAAUUAACAUGAAACCUUAACGUUUUCCCUCCGCGGCGUUUACUCGCGAGAGCCUCUCCACCGCGAUAUCCCGAUAAAUUUGGAGAAUUUUUGAACGCGCCUCGGUAACCAUGUCGCGAAUUAAGGUCCCCUCGAGAUAAAGCGCGCCCGAGAUUAGUUUGGAAAAUAAAUGCUACCCCGUUAUCUUAUUUGCACUUGUAAAAUUUACUUCGCCAUAACUUUCAUGUCAUCAGCGUUAAUCAAAUCCGGUCUCCAAAUUUAUCAAAGGACUCGCAUUAAGUGGAAUUAUAAUCUAGCUGAAGAUAAUGAAUCACUGACCUGGAGUUAGUUAAAUCAGAUUGUCGGUGCAACUCGGCUCAAGUUGUGGACGACGACGACGACGACGCGCAUACCCACGCGGCUCUCGGCGACGUGGUGGUGAAUCACUUCGCCGACGGCGUACGAGAGACGGCCCGGUCGGGGCAAAUUGGUGCCGACGAUGAUUUCCCAGCGAUCGGCUUCAGCAACAGGGCCUCCUUCCCGUAACUCUUCGUUUCCUACCGAGCUAUCACGGCGCGAUCGAAAGUUCUAUUUUUCUAACACACACGUCCGAUUUUCGCUUCGACGCAGUCGCAACAUUGUUGCGUCAAAAGUUGUAAGAUCGAAGGGAACGCACAUCGUUGUCACCGGCCUCGGUCGGGGAAGAGAGAGGCGGCGAAUUUUCGCGAUUUUCCGUCGGGAUUUUUAUCGCCGGCGUUUCGCGCGAUCGAUCUUGGCGGCGGCGGCGGCGGCGUGUCAGGUGGGAGAAGAUUGCGCCAGCAGAGGUAAUCAUGCGCCACAAUAGAGAGCGAGAGGAAGAGAGGCGGAAAAGGAGAAAAAUAGAGAAAUUUUUAAAAACGUUUAAUGAGAAAAAAAAUAAUCCAUCAGCUUCAGCAAGCUUAGCUUUUCCAAUAUCCGCGGGCACCCCCGCGACCCUCUGAUUAUUUUCUUAUAAACGUCGGCUUUUUUUCUCUCCCCCCUCCCCCUUCACUUUUGAAACUGUUUCUCUACUCUGGCGCAAUAAGUUAACUCUGCCGAUGGACUCUUGGCCCCGAGACUAACGCGGAGAACGAAAAAGUGUGAGAGAGAAACGGGAAGACGAAGCGGUGUGCAUCGGGUUAAGUUUACCUUCGUAUAAGGAGUUAUUAAGCGAAAAAAAAAAAAAAAUCGUCUUUAAGCAAUUUUUACAAUUUUCAACGGGAAGCAUAAAUGUAAGAGCCGAACCUCGCUUAGUAAAAUUCCUAGAUGCUUUUCGUGUUAACUGAAUUCUCGUAGUGAACGCUUUGUGAGAGAACUGAAAGUCUCCUCGUAAUUCGCGAAGAGGAGGAGAAGAGAGAUGAGAGCGGAGGUAAACGGCGCGCGACGAAAAGUGCUGAGGGAAAGGAAAGCACGAAAGGAAAUCAAAAAGCCCAACGUGCCUGCUCCAGGCGAUGUUUCCCCAUUUUCUCUACGCUCAUCUCGGCGCGGUGCGGCGCGACGUCUUUUGGCGAGCGGCCGUUCAGGAAAGGCGCCAUUACACGCCGUUGGUGAUUAGCGAUUAACCGAACACCGAGCGUGAUCGGAAUGACGGAAGUGGUAAAAAUAAACGCACCGAGCGAGAAAAGUGAUAGCGGCGAGAGAGAGAGAGAGAAAGAGACCCCCCCGGGGUUAUUACGUAACUAUCGGCCCGGGAUAAUUAUUCCAUUUGUAUUCGUUAGGCGGGCUCGCGCAUUUAUUGUGUGCGCGCGGGCGCGCGCGAGAUCGGAGCGUGAUAGAAUAUCUGUUGCAUCGCGUUGCGCAAGUUUAUUCUUUACGAUUCAACAUAAUUUUAACCGCUUGGACUCGACUCAAUUCCAUUUCGAUGGCGCUAAUGGCUGUGAAAUAAGCGUUUUCAAUGCAAAUUUAAUCCGGCAAACAAGUCUCAGCGUCGCAUUCGUACCUGUGACCGUUUAUCGCCGCGUAUAAUGCAACGCGGCAAUCGGUUUGAAUCCCUUCAAGCGCAUUACGAUAAUUAAUUUAAAGCCGCUGCACCGGUAACCGAUUUAAUUUCGCCAUAUUACCGCGCGAACGAGAAAUUAGUCAUUUUCGUAGAAUGGCUUUCCCGCGGAUGUCUGCGUUCCGCAAUCGAGCGCUCGGCAUCCGCCUCUAAUUUGCGACAAAGGCUUUGAGACGCGGGUCGUCGGCGGUAGACACGCCACCGGAGACAAAAGGCGCGCUUUCGAGGAUAAAGCUGUCGGACGAUCACAUCCCGCGAGCUAUCCGUGUCGCCGUGUCGUCCGAGCGCAGCUGGAAUGGAAUUGCGCUCCGCGUCACGGUGGCCUCCGAGAUUUGGAAUUUUUAUCACGAUUUCGCGAUAACGCGUUCGCGAAUUUCGCCCGUAUUUCCACUGCUCGCGAAAAUAAACGGCACUUUUAUGGUGAUCAGAUUCGAUCGGAUUCGACGCGUACGGCCAGAUUUCGAUAAGAGUUUUCAAGAUCUACAUUCCGUAUUUCCGGCCUUCUCGUUCCCGCUUUUCCUUUUUUCUUUAUUAAUAGCCAGAGAUAAAUCAGUUGCAGCUUUAUACGUGCCUCGAGAAGGAUUGUGAGGCUUAACCUUCUGUAACCCAUUUCCCGAUUGUUAUUGAGCCACUCCGACUAUAUUACUCCUCCGGGAGGCGUUGGUUAUUUCACAAAGAUACAUGAAUUGAUAUAUCUAUCACGGUAGCGUGAAAAUAGAUGUUAGGACGUUAUUUUAUUGUGAGUUAUAGAAGGUUGACGUAACGAGAGCGUUCACGCGAUUAUAUAGAGUACCCAGAACUGUUACCACUUCUCUCAUUUAACGAUUUCUUUGACCAUCCCUGAUACAAUUCUUUUCUUAGCGAGACUAUUGCUUCAGCGCGGCCCCCUUUUUUGAUACGUCACGUUAUCAAAAGAUUAUUAUGACCUGAAAUAAAUUUUUGAAUCAAUGCGCACGAGUGCAAAUUAUUGGCAGGUAUAGAAAUUCCUAUACUUCGUUCAACGAUAACUUAGUACAAGUUUAAUAUUAUAUUUGAUAUUGAACAUUGAAAAAUUUGAAAUAAAGAAAAUAUCGUUCAACUAUAUUUCUCUGAGACUUACAACGGUGGAAGAAAUACAGAUGGAAAAAGUAACAGUUUUGAGGGACCGUCUCUCGAUGUACUAAUCCUAAGUUUCACUCCAUGGGAGCGGAUUUUAAGUUAUAAGCAUCCCCGCGUUAAAUAUAUACUACUUGGACUGUAUUGCGAAAUUGCCAAGUGUAAAUACGACGGUUAAUACCGUGAAUUAUUCAUACGUUUCCUAGUCACUUCCGAGGACAGGCGCCCUGGGAGGGCGCGGACAAACCUAAACGGAAUUGCAAUGGAAUUGAACGGAGAUACGAUGCUCUGGGAUAAGCGUGAGUUUUUUCCGACAUUUCUCUCCACAAUUAUACCUUCUCUCACUCUCCCUCUAUUUUUCUCUCACUCUCUUUCUCUAUUUCUCUCCACUUGUUUUACGCAUCGGCGACCUCGAAAAGUGCGCGGCUUUUCGAUGAUAACGUUAAAAAUAAAAGGAAAAAAAGUAUAUUCUCUAUACUAUAGUAAGAUAUUGCUAUUCUUAAGCGUGCGAGAUGCACGAAGGCUAUUCUAAUGUGUACCGUUAUACUUAUCGCUACUUGUACCGCUACUAUUACCGCUAGUAUGUACUCUAACGCUAACUACUGUUACUAUAUUUGCAGCAACGUGCGAAACUUUUCCGUCUAAAUGCAUAAUAUACAUUCUCGAGAGACACGCCCAUAAACACAUACUGUCCACACGUACACGCGCGUACACUACUCGACAUUGCAUCCGCUCCGUGCACACGGAAGGAGAACACGACACGUACACUUAAUAAACGGCAAAAUCAUUGUUUUACGAACUUUCUGUGAUAAUUAUUAACAAUCACUAAAUACGAGGAGAAAUACUAAGUACGGAGCGAAGAAAAUGGAGCGAGAUGACGGAAAGUCUAACGAAGGAGGAAAGAAAAUGCACGAUUAUAAGGGAUAGGGAGCGCGGUGCUGAUGGAACAAAAGGCGUCUUGUUAGGUGAUAUAAAAUUAUUGUUCCGUAGUUUGUUGUACGAUCGACGAUCCGUUGUAAUGGUUGCACUUGCUCUGAUCCUGCAACAGAGACAAAAAAGGGGGAGAAGAAGGAGGAGAGGAAAGAACGGAAGCAGAGAGCGAAUGCAAACAGAUAACGCGACCUCGAGACGUUGCUCGGUUACCACAAAAAUCUAAGCGCAUUGUUAUUUUGUAUGGUCCCAUGCGUUUUUUCUAAAUGACGACAUCGUGACAUGCGAUAUGAUGGCGAUUAAUAAAAAUAACUUCAAGCACA